AUGGCGGUGUGCCGUGGGGCGGGUUCUACAGCAGAUCUUGGAGCAGCUGCCCAUGCCAAGGCAGAGGAUUUGAUGCGAAUGCAGCUUCGGGUGGUGGAUACAGCCCUCCAGGUCCCAGGCUUCACAAGUUCUGUGGGUGAAGACCCAUCUGCAGCCUCCUUGCUCCGGGGAGCACCAGCAUUUCCAGGAGACUCCUGGUCCAUCAGUCAAAGUGUUGGUGACAUCAAAUCUGCAAGGCCUCCUUUCUCAAGUUUCCAACGACUCAUGUGGGCUGAAUGUUACACUGCCGCCCUCUCAACAGAGGUCCACACUAUUUUCAUUGAACUGAAAUGUCCUGUACCCUGCAGUUCUCAGUCUGAUCACAUUGACCUGCCAGAAAGUAAAAGGCAUCAGUCCCAGAGAUACCAGUUGGGCAUCUUUGAUCGACAAGGCGUGUUCAUUAACAAACAGGUCAAGGAAGCAGCAACGCAUACAACAGUUUUGCCCUUUGUAUUAAUCGAGAUGAGAACAACACAUCAUCAGUAUCCCAGCAGGAGCUGUGGACUGGCUGCAGUGUGCACCUUCGCUAUUGGCUAUAUUUUAUGGGUGUGCUGGAUUCACCAUGUUACAGGAGUGUGGGUGUACCCGCUUCUUGAGCACCUCAGCCCAGGUGUCAAAAUAAUCUUUUUUGCAGCUGUUACUGUAGUAAUUAAUAUAUUCUACUUGCUGGGAGAGGUCCUGAACAACUACAUCUGGGAUACCCAAAGAUGUAUUGAAGAAGGAAAAGAAAAGCCAAAAUUGGACUGAACAAUAGAGGCAACAUGGAGGAUUGUUUGUGGCUCCAUGGAAGAUUUGUCAUCCGCAACAGAGAUUGGCAUGGAGAGGAAUCUUUUGACAGGAGGAAGUUUAAUGUGCCCUCUGCUCAGUGCAAGGAUAUUUUGGGGGUGUAUAUGGAGGGAAAAUGAUUUUAGCUAAGAAUAAUGUUUCAACCUCCUUUUCUGUUUAUCCAUGCUUGCAUGUGACAUGCCCAUAUAAGAUGUAUGUUUAUCUCCAUUCUCAACAUGCGUUUCUUGCAUCAAUUAAGUCAUUAAAUCAUCAAUUCAUUAAGUCUUUUCACUUCCACCAAGAGGAACAAUGAGUCCAUUCUCUGUAUUGUUUGAGAAAAGCUUAACCAGGUAGGGCUAAUUUGGGGGAAACAAAACAGUCCUAUAUAUUUUAAAGUACAAUGUAAAAAUGCAGUAGAAGUUAAUUGCAUGAAUGUAUCUGAAGAAGAAUACAAUCUGACUGAAAUGUUAAUGUAACACUAUGUAACAGCUGCCUUAAACCCGUGAUGUUAAUAAUUUU
Mesitornis unicolor (brown roatelo) is the source of this 1323-nucleotide messenger RNA. RefSeq lists its product as uncharacterized. The record is from RefSeq and is a predicted model, not a curated record. Bases 1 to 786 code for a protein of 261 amino acids. Gene Ontology annotation, cellular component: endomembrane system; membrane. NCBI's taxonomy places the organism in Eukaryota, Metazoa, Chordata, Aves, Mesitornithiformes, Mesitornithidae. The transcript has 5 exons.